This is a messenger RNA of Puma concolor (puma), 6378 nucleotides long. Lineage: Eukaryota; Metazoa; Chordata; Mammalia; Carnivora; Felidae. The record is from RefSeq and is a predicted model, not a curated record.
AACUAUGGGAGCCCGCGUGCAGCUCACGCCAACAUGAAUGCCAAUGCGGCUGCGGGGCUCGCCCCCGAGCACAUCCCAACGCCCGGGGCAGCCUUGUCCUGGCAGGCAGCCAUCGAUGCGGCCCGGCAGGCUAAGCUGAUGGGCAGCGCUGGCAAUGCAACCAUCUCCACCAUCAGCUCCACACAGCGGAAGCGGCAGCAAUAUGGGAAACCCAAGAAGCAGGGCAGCACGACUGCCACACGCCCGCCCCGUGCCCUGCUCUGCCUGACUCUGAAGAACCCCAUCAGGAGGGCGUGCAUCAGCAUCGUCGAAUGGAAAUAUCCUUUACCAUUUGAAAUAAUUAUUUUACUGACUAUUUUUGCCAAUUGUGUGGCCUUAGCGAUCUAUAUUCCCUUUCCAGAAGAUGACUCCAAUGCCACCAAUUCCAACCUGGAACGAGUGGAAUAUCUCUUUCUCAUAAUUUUUACUGUGGAAGCAUUUUUAAAAGUAAUAGCCUAUGGACUUCUCUUUCACCCCAACGCUUACCUCCGCAAUGGCUGGAAUUUACUAGAUUUUAUAAUUGUGGUUGUAGGGCUUUUUAGUGCAAUUUUAGAACAAGCCACCAAAGCUGACGGGGCAAAUGCUCUAGGAGGGAAAGGAGCUGGAUUUGAUGUGAAGGCACUGAGGGCAUUCCGCGUGCUGCGCCCCUUGCGGCUGGUGUCUGGAGUCCCAAGUCUCCAAGUCGUUCUGAAUUCCAUUAUCAAGGCCAUGGUCCCCCUGCUGCAUAUUGCCCUGUUAGUGCUAUUUGUCAUCAUCAUCUACGCUAUCAUUGGCCUGGAGCUCUUCAUGGGAAAGAUGCAUAAGACCUGCUACAACCAGGAGGGCAUAGCAGAUGUUCCAGCAGAAGAUGAUCCUUCCCCUUGUGCUCUGGAGACUGGCCAUGGGCGGCAGUGCCAGAAUGGCACUGUGUGCAAGCCUGGCUGGGACGGGCCCAAGCACGGCAUCACCAACUUUGACAAUUUUGCCUUCGCCAUGUUGACAGUGUUCCAGUGCAUCACCAUGGAGGGCUGGACAGAUGUGCUAUACUGGAUGCAGGACGCUAUGGGCUAUGAGUUACCCUGGGUGUAUUUUGUCAGUCUGGUCAUCUUUGGAUCCUUUUUCGUUCUAAAUCUGGUUCUCGGUGUGUUGAGCGGAGAGUUUUCCAAAGAGAGAGAGAAGGCCAAGGCUCGGGGAGACUUCCAGAAGCUGCGAGAGAAGCAGCAGCUGGAAGAGGACCUGAAGGGCUACCUGGACUGGAUCACCCAGGCAGAGGACAUCGACCCUGAGAACGAGGAUGAAGGCAUGGAUGAGGAGAAGCCCCGAAACAUGAGCAUGCCCACAAGUGAGACCGAGUCUGUCAACACCGAAAACGUGGCUGGAGGUGACAUCGAGGGAGAGAACUGCGGGGCCAGGCUGGCCCAUCGGAUUUCCAAAUCAAAGUUCAGCCGCUACUGGCGUCGGUGGAAUCGGUUCUGCAGAAGGAAGUGUCGUGCUGCAGUCAAGUCUAAUGUCUUCUACUGGCUUGUGAUCUUCCUGGUGUUCCUCAACACACUCACCAUCGCCUCAGAACAUUACAACCAGCCCCACUGGCUCACGGAGGUCCAAGACACGGCCAACAAGGCACUACUGGCCCUUUUCACUGCGGAGAUGCUGCUAAAGAUGUACAGCCUGGGCCUGCAGGCCUACUUUGUGUCCCUCUUCAACCGCUUUGACUGCUUCAUCGUGUGUGGGGGCAUUCUGGAGACCAUCCUGGUGGAGACCAAGAUCAUGUCUCCCUUGGGCAUCUCUGUGCUGAGAUGUGUCCGGCUACUGCGGAUAUUUAAAAUCACAAGGUACUGGAACUCCUUAAGCAACCUGGUGGCAUCCUUGCUGAAUUCUGUGCGCUCCAUUGCCUCCCUGCUGCUACUCCUCUUCCUCUUCAUCAUCAUCUUCUCCCUCCUGGGGAUGCAGCUCUUUGGAGGAAAGUUCAACUUUGAUGAGAUGCAGACUCGGAGGAGCACAUUUGAUAACUUUCCUCAGUCCCUCCUCACUGUGUUUCAGAUCCUGACCGGGGAGGACUGGAAUUCGGUGAUGUAUGAUGGGAUCAUGGCUUAUGGCGGCCCCUCUUUUCCAGGGAUGUUAGUCUGUAUUUACUUCAUCAUCCUCUUCAUCUGUGGAAACUAUAUCCUACUGAAUGUGUUCUUGGCCAUUGCUGUGGACAAUCUGGCUGAUGCUGAGAGCCUCACAUCUGCCCAAAAGGAGGAGGAAGAAGAGAAGGAGAGAAAGAAGCUGGCCAGGACUGCCAGCCCAGAGAAGAAGCAAGAGAUAAUGGAAAAGCCAGCUGUGGAGGAAACCAAGGAGGAGAAAAUUGAGCUGAAAUCCAUUACAGCUGAUGGAGAGUCCCCACCCACCACCAAGAUCAACAUGGAUGACCUCCAGCCCAAUGAAAAUGAAGAUAAGAGUCCCUACCCCAACCCAGAAAAUACAGGAGAAGACGAUGAAGAGGAGCCUGAGAUGCCUGUGGGCCCCCGCCCACGACCACUCUCUGAGCUGCACCUUAAGGAAAAGGCAGUGCCCAUGCCAGAAGCCAGUGCAUUUUUCAUCUUCAGCCCCAACAACAGAUUUCGCCUCCAGUGCCACCGCAUUGUCAAUGACACGAUCUUCACCAACCUGAUCCUCUUCUUCAUUCUGCUCAGCAGCAUUUCCCUGGCAGCUGAGGACCCUGUCCAGCACACCUCCUUCAGGAACCAUAUUCUGUUUUAUUUUGACAUUGUUUUCACUACCAUUUUCACCAUUGAAAUUGCUCUGAAGAUGACUGCUUAUGGGGCUUUCCUACACAAGGGCUCUUUCUGCCGGAACUACUUCAACAUCUUGGACCUGCUGGUGGUCAGCGUGUCCCUCAUCUCCUUUGGCAUCCAGUCCAGUGCAAUUAAUGUGGUGAAGAUCUUGCGAGUUCUGCGAGUCCUCAGGCCCCUGAGGGCCAUCAACAGGGCCAAGGGACUAAAGCACGUGGUCCAGUGCGUGUUUGUUGCCAUCCGGACCAUAGGGAAUAUCGUGAUUGUCACCACGCUGCUCCAGUUCAUGUUCGCCUGCAUCGGGGUCCAGCUUUUCAAGGGAAAGCUCUACACCUGUUCAGAUAGUUCCAAGCAGACUGAGGCGGAAUGCAAGGGUAACUACAUCACAUACAAGGAUGGGGAAGUUGACCACCCCAUCAUCCAGCCUCGCAGCUGGGAAAACAGCAAGUUUGACUUUGACAAUGUUCUGGCAGCCAUGAUGGCCCUCUUUACCGUCUCCACCUUUGAGGGGUGGCCAGAGCUGCUGUACCGCUCCAUCGACUCCCACACAGAAGACAAGGGCCCCAUCUACAACUACCGUGUGGAGAUCUCCAUCUUUUUCAUCAUCUACAUCAUCAUCAUUGCCUUCUUCAUGAUGAACAUCUUCGUGGGUUUUGUCAUCGUCACCUUCCAGGAGCAGGGGGAGCAGGAAUACAAGAACUGUGAAUUGGACAAGAACCAGCGACAGUGUGUGGAAUAUGCCCUCAAGGCCCGGCCCCUGCGGAGGUACAUCCCCAAAAACCAGCACCAGUACAAAGUGUGGUACGUGGUCAACUCCACCUACUUUGAAUACCUGAUGUUCGUCCUCAUCCUGCUCAACACCAUCUGCUUGGCAAUGCAGCACUAUGGCCAGAGCUGCCUAUUCAAAAUCGCCAUGAACAUCCUCAACAUGCUCUUCACUGGCCUCUUCACUGUGGAGAUGAUUCUGAAGCUCAUUGCCUUCAAACCCAAGGGUUACUUUAGUGAUCCCUGGAAUGUUUUUGACUUCCUCAUCGUAAUUGGCAGCAUAAUUGACGUCAUUCUCAGUGAAACUAAUCCAGCUGAACAUACCCAAUGCUCUCCCUUUAUGAACGCAGAGGAGAACUCCCGCAUCUCCAUCACCUUCUUCCGCCUCUUCCGGGUCAUGCGCCUGGUCAAGCUGCUAAGCCGUGGGGAGGGCAUCCGGACCCUGCUGUGGACCUUCAUCAAGUCCUUCCAGGCUUUGCCCUAUGUGGCCCUUCUGAUAGUGAUGCUGUUCUUCAUCUACGCAGUGAUUGGGAUGCAGGUGUUUGGGAAAAUUGCCCUGAAUGACACCACAGAGAUCAACCGGAACAACAACUUUCAGACCUUCCCCCAAGCUGUGCUCCUUCUCUUCAGGUGUGCCACAGGGGAGGCAUGGCAAGACAUCAUGCUGGCCUGCAUGCCAGGGAAGAAGUGUGCCCCCGAGUCAGAGCCCAGCAACAGCACGGAAGGGGAAACGCCCUGUGGCAGCAGUUUUGCCGUCUUCUACUUCAUCAGCUUCUACAUGCUCUGUGCCUUCCUGAUCAUCAACCUCUUUGUAGCUGUCAUCAUGGACAACUUUGACUACCUGACAAGAGACUGGUCAAUCCUUGGUCCCCAUCAUCUGGAUGAAUUUAAAAGAAUCUGGGCAGAGUAUGAUCCUGAAGCUAAGGGUCGUAUCAAACACCUAGAUGUGGUGACCCUGCUCCGGCGGAUUCAGCCCCCACUGGGUUUUGGGAAGCUGUGCCCUCACCGCGUGGCUUGCAAACGUCUGGUCUCCAUGAACAUGCCUCUGAACAGUGAUGGGACUGUCAUGUUCAAUGCCACCCUGUUUGCCCUAGUCCGGACAGCCCUGCGGAUCAAAACAGAAGGGAACCUAGAACAAGCCAAUGAGGAGCUGCGGGCCAUAAUCAAGAAGAUCUGGAAGCGUACCAGCAUGAAGCUGCUAGACCAAGUGGUGCCCCCUGCAGGUGAUGAUGAGGUCACCGUUGGCAAGUUUUAUGCUACUUUCCUGAUCCAAGAGUACUUCCGGAAAUUCAAGAAGCGCAAAGAGCAGGGCCUUGUGGGCAAGCCUUCCCAAAGGAACGCCCUGUCCUUGCAGGCUGGCUUGCGCACGCUGCAUGACAUUGGGCCUGAGAUCCGACGGGCCAUCUCUGGAGAUCUGACAGCUGAGGAGGAGCUGGACAAGGCCAUGAAGGAGGCUGUGUCUGCUGCCUCCGAAGAUGACAUCUUCAGGAGGGCCGGUGGCCUGUUCGGCAACCACGUCAGCUACUACCAAAGCGACGGCCGGAGCGCCUUCCCCCAGACCUUCACCACCCAGCGCCCACUGCACAUCAACAAGGCGGGUAACAGCCAAGGCGACACCGAGUCGCCAUCCCACGAGAAACUGGUGGACUCCACCUUCACCCCCAGCAGCUACUCGUCCACUGGCUCCAACGCCAACAUCAACAAUGCCAACAACACUGCCCUGGGCCGCUUCCCCCGUCCCGCUGGCUACCCCAGCGCAGUCAGCACCGUGGAGGGCCAUGGGCCCCCCUUGUCUCCUGCUGUCCGGGUACAGGAGGCAGCAUGGAAGCUCAGCUCCAAGAGGUGCCACUCCCGGGAGAGCCAGAUAGCCAUGGUGUGUCAGGAGGAGGUCUCUCAGGACGAGACCUAUGACGUGAAGAUAAGUGAAGACACUGAGUACUGCAGCGAGCCCAGCCUGAUCUCCACAGAGAUGCUCUCCUAUCAGGAUGAUGAAAAUCGGCAAUUAACACCACCAGAGGAGGACAAGAGAGAUAUCCGGCAAUCUCCAAAGAGGGGCUUCCUCCGCUCUGCCUCACUAGGUCGAAGGGCCUCCUUCCACCUGGAAUGUCUGAAGCGACAGAAGAAUCAAGGGGGAGACAUCUCUCAGAAGACAGUCCUGCCCUUGCAUCUGGUUCAUCAUCAGGCAUUGGCGGUGGCAGGCCUGAGCCCCCUCCUCCAGAGAAGCCAUUCCCCCAGCACAUCCCCCAGGCCCUGUGCCACCCCACCAGCCACUCCAGGCAGCCGAGGCUGGCCCCCACAGCCUAUCCCCACCCUGCGGCUGGAGGGUGCUGAAUCCAACGAGAAACUCAACAGCAGCUUCCCGUCCAUCCACUGCAGCUCCUGGUCUGGGGAGCCCACACCCUGUGGUGGAGGUGGCAGCACCAUCCGGAGAGCCCGGCCAGUGUCCCUCACUGUGCCCGGCCAGGCUGGGGCCCAGGGCAGGCAGUUCCACGGCAGUGCCAGCAGCCUGGUAGAAGCGGUCUUGAUUUCAGAAGGACUGGGGCAGUUUGCUCAAGAUCCCAAGUUUAUUGAGGUCACAACCCAGGAGCUGGCUGACGCCUGUGACAUGACCAUAGAGGAGAUGGAGAACGCCGCAGACAACAUCCUCAGUGGGGGCGCCCAGCAGAGCCCCAAUGGCACCCUACUACCUUUCGUUAACUGCAGGGACCCAGGGCAGGACAGAGCAGAGGGCCAAGAGGGCGAGACCUGCGCGCCCACCCUGGCGUGUCGGAAGAGCGAGGAGGAGCUCCAGGACAGCAGAGCCCACGUCGGCAGCCUGUAG